This is a messenger RNA of Triticum dicoccoides, 1467 nucleotides long. RefSeq names its product F-box protein At2g16450-like. The transcript is spliced from 2 exons. The record is from RefSeq and is a predicted model, not a curated record. NCBI's taxonomy places the organism in Eukaryota, Viridiplantae, Streptophyta, Magnoliopsida, Poales, Poaceae. The coding region runs from base 125 to 1249 and encodes 374 amino acids. Gene Ontology annotation, molecular function: protein binding.
CGCCGGCGCCGCGUACCCAGGCCAAACCCUCGCCGGCUCGCCGCAACCCACUAACCGGCACGGACGGGAGCACCCGGCGCCGGCGCCCCACGCAUCUGAUUAGCCGCUCGUUGCCUCCCCGGAGAUGGCGACGGGAUCCACAGAGACGGACCUCAUGACCGAUCCAACGAUCAAGCUCCCCGACGACCUCCUGGUCGAGAUCAUCUCGCGCUUGCCGUACAAGUCCACCCGCUGCUGCAAGUGCGUCUCCACGCGCUGGCGGGACCUCAUCUCCCACCCCGACCACCGCGACAAGCUUCCCCAGUCGACCCUUGCUGGCUUCUUCUGCAAAAACCACGGCAUGGACUGCGAUCCACGUUUUCAUGAUGUUUACCACAGCGUCUCGGGGGAUUGGUGCCCUUUUGACGACUCUCUCUCGUUCCUACCUGAAUACGAGCAGCUUGAUAUCUUGGGCUGUUGCAAUGGCCUCCUCCUCUGUCUAUGUUCGCAGCCUUAUGCCGAGAAACCGGAUUAUGUGGUGUGCAAUCCUGCCACUGAGAAAUGGGUAACCUUCCCUGCCAACCGGAUUGUGUCGUUUGCUCGCCUGGGAUUCGACCCUGCCGUCUCCUCCCAUUUCCAUGUGUUUGAGUUGGUACCUAUCAAAGGUGGACAUGAUUAUAGGAUCGAAGAGGUGGGGAUCUACUCUUCCAAAGCUGGAGGUUGGACACAUCAAAUUGCUUGGGACGAUCCAAUUGAGAUACGCUACUUUUCAGGUGGCACAUUCCUCAGCGGGGUGUUGUAUUUACCUUCUGAUAAUAAUUCGGUUGCAGCCAUCGAUGUGGAGGGAAAUUGUAGGAUCAUUCCUCUUCCUACUUCUCAUGAUGCUCCUAUUGUUCCUAAUGUAUAUGUAUCACUGGGACAAUUGCAUCUCACAAAUAGGGGUGCUUCUGAACUAUCAAUCUGGGUUCUUGAAGAUUCUAGUAGCGAAGAUUGUUGGACCUUGAAGCUCAAUGUCAGCUACCUGCAACUGUUUGGAGAAGGGUAUUCAAGCCGCAUGCCAUAUUAUGGUGUUAUCUCAGCACACCCAGAACACAAUAUGGUAUUCAUAACCAUAGGAUUGAGAUCGGGGUUCCAAGAGCUUGUGAAAUUAUUUUCAUACGACGUGGAUUCUAGGGAGCUGUGUUUCGUAUCUGAUCUUGGCUGGUAUGUCAGGCGGGCUUAUCUUUCAUAUGUUCCUUUGUUCUCGGAGUCAUUAGCAGAUGGGCACUAAAUGUCCUGUGUAUUGGAGCCUCACAAUUGUCUAUCUUUCUGAUGAUAUGAGUGUUACAUCGUGAGUACGAGCAGAACAACAGUGAUUUGGGUAGACCUUUAUAAGUGUGGACUCAUGUACCACACUUUAUGAGGCAAGCUAUUCAGUAAACUUAACUAAAACUCUGUUUGGUCAUAUAUGUUAGCAGCUGCAAUACCCUACUAUUAAACUAAUUAAGG